AUGUCCGGCCGUGGAAAAGGAGGAAAAGGACUUGGCAAAGGAGGUGCCAAGCGCCAUCGUAAAGUGCUUCGCGACAAUAUUCAGGGAAUUACCAAGGUAAGAGUGUAGUUCCGAUUGUCUCUUUUUCGAGUCAGUUUUCUAUUUUUCAAACAAUUUUUUUUCAUUUUCAGCCUGCCAUUCGUCGCCUUGCUCGACGUGGUGGUGUGAAGCGCAUCUCAGGUCUCAUCUACGAAGAGACUCGAGGAGUGCUGAAGGUGUUCCUUGAGAAUGUGAUCCGUGACGCUGUAACUUACUGCGAGCACGCCAAAAGAAAGACUGUCACCGCCAUGGACGUCGUCUACGCCCUCAAGCGCCAAGGACGUACUCUUUAUGGCUUCGGCGGAUAA
Messenger RNA from Caenorhabditis auriculariae, 386 nucleotides. NCBI's taxonomy places the organism in Eukaryota, Metazoa, Nematoda, Chromadorea, Rhabditida, Rhabditidae. The record is from the annotation of a GenBank genome assembly.